AUGUUUAGCACUCGUUUAGCUCUUUUUUCUGGAUUCGUUUUGAUCGCAGCGACCGUCCAGGGGGUACGACUUGAUGUACCCAGAGUCGAAGAUUUCGUCAGGAGAUGGAACGUCGCCGCCACAGUGAUAGGUGAUUACGUCUACAUCGAUGGUGGCGAGAUCAAUCAGUUCGAGAAUGGGACGAUAGACAGCGCUCCAUGUUACCAAGUGAAUUCAACACUGUCCAUUGAUAUCUCCACCUCUUGGACUACAAGCAAUGUUUCUAUCCGGACGAUAGGGAAACCCAACCCCCCUAGAAACUCACCAGCAUUAUGGAGAGACAAGGAGGGAAAUGGCGGGUUCUACUCUUGGGGUGGUGUGUUCUCCUUGGGAAGGUUCGUGACCAAGUCCGAGAUGUGGAGGUUCAGCACUGAUGGCCGGGGCGGCGGGAGCUGGUCACUUGUUCAGGAUUUUGCAAAUCCGGAGGUCUUUCGAGGUUUAUUAUCACCAGAGGGGGGGGCCCAUGCUAACACCGACGACAAUGGCUUUCUAAUCGGAGGUUCCGUUUGGGGUGGGACACAAUUGGGUUUCACAGACACUCAGGCCAUCCCGGGCAUGGUCUCAUUUGACAUGCGAACUAAAGAGAUCAGCAAUGGCACAACCAAUGAUGUGGGCUCCAACAGAAGCCCAUUUGAGACACUCAUUGGGGCAAGAGCUCACUUCAUCCCGCCAACCACUGGAACGAAGACGCACCAAGGGGUGAUAUUAGUCUUGGGGGGCCACAAGUCUUACGUCGAUCGGCACGUCAGCCUUGAAGACUCGCCUGGCUUCGAUUUCAAGAACUUGACAUUCUUCGACCCGGAUACCAGAGAAAGAUACUGGCAAAUUGCCACAGGAGAUAUACCGCCUUAUCCCCGGGCUCACUUCUGCGUCACUGGUUUUGCUGUAGCAGGUGGUGGUUAUGAUGUUUUCAUGUUCGGAGGACGGAACGAGGCACAACAGACCUAUUACGAGGAUGCCUACAUUCUCAGCCUGCCAGGCUUUGUGCUCAGUAUCGGGGGAAAUACAGAUAAAAUCAAGUCUGUAGAUGCAGCUCCCCAAGGCUUACUGAUCUUUGACAUGACAGCACACGCAUGGAAGGAUAGCUACGACGCCAAAGCUAAGAACUAUUCAAGGGCCCCAAUUGUGGAAGCAUGGUAUCAAGAUGGGGGCAUGAACAAGGUCAAUUGGUCUUCAGAGCAGGUGAAAGCCCUCUUCGUCACAGAUACGGGCACCGCACCUCCAGGGGUUCCGCCCGGCGAGCGAUCAGAGACCCCCGAAGGCACAGAACAAGUGGACUCAGGGACACAGAUCCCAGCCGGAGCCAUAGCAGGAGCAGGAGCCGGAGGAAUGCUCGCCUUGGCUAUUCUAGUCACUCUUGCCAUUUGGAUGGUUUAUCGUCACAAGAAAGCGAAGAAAGAAGAGACCAACAAGCCCCAAUGGCCACAGACUCUGAAACAGUCCAGUCAGUCUCAUUUGAUGAAAAUGCCCAUUGACAGACCCGAGUCCGAUAGGCUUUGUGGUUACCGGGGGUCAUCACGAUUAGCAAACAACACAUCGAGUAACAGCGCUCGGAUGACGGUGCAAAGAGUGGAAGUCAGUGUGAACAAUGACCAUUGGGAGUUGCCAGUAGCCCCCAAAGGCGCUGUCGGUUGGUGA
Podospora bellae-mahoneyi is the source of this 1677-nucleotide messenger RNA. RefSeq lists its product as uncharacterized. The coding region runs from base 1 to 1677 and encodes 558 amino acids. Gene Ontology annotation, molecular function: protein binding. The transcript has 5 exons. The record is from RefSeq and is a predicted model, not a curated record. NCBI's taxonomy places the organism in Eukaryota, Fungi, Ascomycota, Sordariomycetes, Sordariales, Podosporaceae.